AUGGAUGUUCCGCGGAAUAUUAGCCACUCCGCUUCUCAGCUCUUUCUACUGGAUAAAGAAUCGUCUGAGUAUAAAGCUUUUCUUGCUAUUGCACAUGUGCCUCAUCCAGAUCGAACUAUUCUAGGUUCCUUUAUCAACGAUGCAUUCGAUCCCGAGGAAGCAGCUCGAUACUUUCUUCAAAUAACCUCUAGAGAAGAUAGCUCUACAGCACCGCCGAGGGAGGCAGUGCUACAGUUUCUAUCAGACUGGAAAACCCUUAUCAACAAGUUUCGGCCAACGAUAGCUACUUCGCUCUCCAACGACACGAAAAAGCUAAUAUAUGAACGAGAUGGAGGUCAAUGUUGCCUUACGCGCGCUCCGUUCAAGUCUUACUUCGAUCAAGGGCUAGAGUAUGUUCAUAUAAUUACGCCUGGUGUGUUUGCAGACCCAGAGCUAUCAGAAGGGACAACUUUAUUUGAAAUGCUAAACGCCUUUCUAUCUGGAAAGGUAUUGGAUGUCGUUCGCUCGUCUAUGUUGGACCUGGACCCUAAACAGCCAGUAAAGCUUGACAACCUCUGGUUACUAUCUACGCCGGCUUCUGAUGCCUUCAAGGAAGGGGAGGUGUACCUUACCGUCCAAACUUGGAAAAAACAACCAGAUACUAGUCGAAAGCAGACUUACAGCGCCAAAACCAACAUAUAUAAGCCCCUACAUUGCCCUCGACUUUCCAUGCCGACGGAGACUAUACACAUCGAGAAUAGAACACCUCAAUCAACCCCGAUUCUCAAUGAGGAACUACUUGCCAUCCACGCUGGUUUCUCAAGCCCUUUAGCGUGGAUAGAGGUUUCGAAGUAUAUGGACGUGUCGGUCAAGGAUACUAGUAGAGGAAAACCACCUACUCCAUCGUCAGCAUCGCCAUUUUUCUCAAUUUUUCGACGGCUCUGGACAUUAUUCCCCUCUUUCGUCCGAACAUCCGUCUACGAUAUUUUAGCUCGGAUUGGUCUACGUUUGUACGGCCCUUCACUUUCGAUGACCGUAUUCAAAUUACCGUUCGGUUUAUAUCUUCGUAGGGGGUCACCACUCCUAGCGCCAAAGUACCAUGUUGAAGCUCAUACCCUGAAAUUGGUAGAGCAAUCGACCCGGAUUCCUGCUCCCAGGGCAAUUGAUGUUGUGGAAACUCCUCGUUUUUCUUACCUGCUCAUGACUUGCGUUCCUGGACGCCCGAUCGGCCCACAAUUUAGUACAAUGACUGAUGGAGAAGUAGAGCAAGCCGUAGUUGACUUGAAGGAAUAUGUUUCGGAACUUCGAAAAAUAUCACGAAAGCCAACAGAAUACCAGAUUUGCAAUUCCCAAGGCGGGGGUAUCUUGGAUUGGCGAAUUCCCGAUAGCCAGCGUGAAGAGCUACGCUUCAAGUCCGAAGCUGAGUUCAACAAAUAUUUGACAGAUCCGUUCUGGGAAGAAAUUCGGAUAAAAGCUGCCAAAUCGCAUGACAUUUACCACGAUAUUGUUUUUACUCACGGUGAUCUCAACCCAAGGAAUAUUCUUGCAGAAAAUGGCAGAAUAACGGGUAUUGUCGAUUGGGAAAAUGCGGGUUGGUUUCCAGAGUACUGGGAAUAUACGAAGGCACAUUAUACAGUCCGCGGCUUGAAACACUGGCUUGUUGAUGUUGUUGACACUGUAUUUCCAGGUUAUCGUGAUGAGUUGGUGGUGGAAAAUAUGCUUUCUGACCUUUUAGGCCCCUUUUAA
This is a messenger RNA of Arthroderma uncinatum, 1725 nucleotides long. RefSeq lists its product as uncharacterized. The record is from RefSeq and is a predicted model, not a curated record. Lineage: Eukaryota; Fungi; Ascomycota; Eurotiomycetes; Onygenales; Arthrodermataceae. The transcript is spliced from 5 exons. Bases 1 to 1725 code for a protein of 574 amino acids.